AUGGCCCUCGUGUCGGCUGAUUCCCGCAUCGCAGAACUCCUCACCGAGCUCCAUCAGCUGAUCAAACAAACGCAGGAAGAGCGCUCGCGGAGUGAGCACAACUUGGUGAACAUCCAGAAGACCCACGAGCGGAUGCAGACGGAGAACAAGAUCUCUCCCUAUUACCGGACAAAGCUGCGCGGCCUCUACACAACUGCCAAAGCCGACGCCGAGGCUGAGUGCAACAUCCUCCGGAAGGCCCUGGACAAGAUUGCGGAAAUCAAGUCUCUGUUGGAGGAGCGGCGGAUCGCGGCCAAGAUCGCGGGCCUGUACAACGACGCGGAGCCCCCGCGGAAGACCAUGCGCCGGGGCGUGCUGAUGACCCUGCUGCAGCAGUCGGCCAUGACCCUGCCGCUGUGGAUCGGGAAGCCUGGUGACAAGCCGCCCCCACUCUGCGGGGCCAUCCCGGCCUCCGGGGACUACGUGGCCAAACCUGGAGACAAGGUGGCUGCCCGGGUCAAGGCCGUGGACGGGGACGAGCAGUGGAUCCUGGCCGAGGUGGUCAGUUACAGCCACGCCACCAACAAGUAUGAGGUCGAUGACAUUGAUGAAGAAGGCAAAGAGAGGCACACCCUGAGCCGGCGGCGCAUCAUCCCCCUGCCCCAGUGGAAGGCCAACCCCGAGACGGACCCCGAAGCCUUAUUCCAGAAGGAGCAGCUCGUGCUGGCCCUGUACCCCCAGACCACCUGCUUCUACCGGGCCCUGAUCCACACCCCCCCACAGCGGCCCCAGGAUGACUAUUCGGUCCUGUUUGAAGACACUUCCUAUGCAGAUGGUUACUCCCCUCCCCUCAAUGUGGCCCAGAGGUAUGUGGUGGCUUGUAAGGAGCCCAAGAAAAAGUGA
Molecule: messenger RNA, 882 nt
Organism: Pipistrellus nathusii (Nathusius's pipistrelle)
Lineage: Eukaryota; Metazoa; Chordata; Mammalia; Chiroptera; Vespertilionidae
Source: the annotation of a GenBank genome assembly